Prunus mume (Japanese apricot) is the source of this 606-nucleotide messenger RNA. Lineage: Eukaryota; Viridiplantae; Streptophyta; Magnoliopsida; Rosales; Rosaceae. The record is from RefSeq and is a predicted model, not a curated record.
UUUGUUUUGGUAUUGCAAUUAGUGGCCAGGGUCUUAUUGUGGAGCAAAGCAUGGUUGUUGCUACCCAAAGACUGGAAAACCAACCAAAGGUUUCAAAAUUGGUGGCAUAUGGCCCUAUACCUUAGCGGAAAUAGGCCAACCAACUGCAAAUCUAAGUGCCAUUUCAGUUUGUCUAAGAUGUCAAACCUGACAAAGAGCUUGGGAAAAAAUUGGCCAUCACUUUCCUGCCCAAGUAGGAGGAGUGAGAAAUUAUGGAAGCAUGAAUGGCAGAAAUAUGAGACUUGUUCAGAAGAACUCUUCGGAGGCCAAUAUCAAUACUUUCAUGCAGCCCUCAACCUUUUGAAAACAGUAGACAUCCUGAAGCUACUCAGCGAUGCAGGAAUUCAUCCAAAUGGAUCAUUUUACAGUGCAAGUGCAGUUUAUAGUGCCAUACAAUCAAAAGUUACACACAUGCCAGGAAUAGCGUGCAACGAAGACAAAACAGGUAACAAACAACUUUACCAGUUCAGUAUGUGUGGAGAAACUGCUGGAACUAAAAUCGUUGACUGCCUUGGCCUCUCAUCACACGGGAAGUGCUCUGAAAAAAUCAAGUUCCCUUCCUUCUAA